Molecule: messenger RNA, 1088 nt
Organism: Lentinula edodes (shiitake mushroom)
Lineage: Eukaryota; Fungi; Basidiomycota; Agaricomycetes; Agaricales; Omphalotaceae
Exons: 2
Coding region: 132-857 (241 amino acids)
Source: RefSeq, a predicted model, not a curated record
AGACGUAUGUACACUACGAGAUAACUGCUGUCGAAUUCUACUCUGUCGGCCUGGGGAUAUGGCAAUUGACGUCAUCAUUUUACUGCGCCGAACCUCUUGAACCCCUAUUGUUUCUUCAUUUCCGAACCACCAUGCCUACAUUUGAAUCCAUCGCCGACUUGCUCGCCUCGCCAUUUGACCUCGAUCUUCCAUCCGAAUAUACAACACUCUGGGAUAUCCGAACUACAACAAUGACAUUUUACAUGAACGGGCACGAUACGGACUUCCGGACUGUCCACUCGGUCUAUCCAUCCCUAAUGGAUUGCGUUCUUCGUAGCUUGGUAUCGCCAUGUUCCGUUUACACGAACUUGCGAGCAAUUUAUAUACCGGCGAUCAGCAAUUACACAUCAGGGUUCUUUGAUGAAGAUGCACUCAGGGAAUUUGAGGAGAAAGUCAUUGAAGCUGCGCAGAGUCUACGGGCCCAACCACUUUCGAUAUCUCUCACAAUGGAACCAUUCAUUCAUAAUGGACAGAAAUUUGCCAAGCAAUUGGACCACUCUAAGGAACCCAGCAUUCUCUUCUCACCCAUCCUCGACAUCAUGUUGAGGAAAUGCACCUCUUGGCAAGAGCGUUGCCACAUUCUCGCGCAGGGCUUAAUUGUCUGCUGUAAGGAGCUCGGACAUAUGCUUCCCUGCUUCGUCGAUACAAAAGAUGUCAAACAGAUAUAUGACAAUUGUGAGUUUCUCUGGGCCUCGCAAGUGGAUAAUAGUAUGGGCGAAGGCAGUGAGUUGGUAGAGGACGAUAUAACCGGUGGCAACAAUAUUUCGAUCCUCAAUGAUAUUGGUGUGUUCACCCAGAAACAUACCUGUGAAACGUAAAUUCUUGAUCAAUACCCAUAUCAACAUAGCUAGCACUGAAGAUUUGCGCACAAUUCACUCCCAUCAUGCACAUGGCUUUCGUAUUACUGGAAGCCCCAUGAAAAGCCCUCUAGUAGUCGUAGUCAGCGACGAUAGAGUUAUUUCAUUCCUCAGGUUUUUCCUUGAAGAACGUGAACAUAGUGUGGUCCCAAUUCCUUUACUCCCAAACACUGACUGGAUAGCUCAUUUUCC